AUGGACACCGCAAAGCUUGUGGUGGGGAAUGACGGGAAGGCCAUUAUGAUCAAGGACGACGUGAAUUCAAAGUGGAAGGAAGAACUGUCCAAACCUCUGAACCUUUCUGAAACUAAAAAGAAGGUGAUCCCAAAGCUGCAUCUCCUUGCUAAAGGAAUGAUUCCCCUCGAGGGGUACUCUCUGAUCACGACUUUUAACCACUACAAUAUCCAGUCCGAGGAGAAGGAGGACCUGAUUGCCCUAAGGGAUGCUAUGUGGUACAACGCUGGACAUCCAGUGAAUGUAUCAUUUAAGAAGGAGUCUGCUUGUAGCAACACUGUUAAGCAUCUUUUGGUCGAGGCAGGCCUUGGGAGUGUUGCAGCAAAACUCCCAUACAUUGAGCCAGAAGUUAGGAAGGCCAAAAGCUACAUAACCGUUUUGGAAACUGUGUCUCCAAUCAUUAAAAGGGUUGGGAGGCCAAUAGAGGUAGUUACUGUCAACAAUCCGCCUAUUCAUCUUAGGAGCUUAGAUAGUAGGGAGAAUGUGUUGAACAGUAUCAAACACUGGUGUACGCGAAACGCAGGCAAUGUAGCUUUUUGUUUUGGGUUCUACAUGGCCAUGGUGGAGAACGGUGACCAGUUUGAAGGUGCGAGAAAUCUAGAGACAUCCUACUCCCUCAAGGCACUCAAGGAGACCUACAUUGGCUCCUACUGCGUAGAGACAUAG
Molecule: messenger RNA, 705 nt
Organism: Capsella rubella
Lineage: Eukaryota; Viridiplantae; Streptophyta; Magnoliopsida; Brassicales; Brassicaceae
Exons: 3
Coding region: 1-705 (234 amino acids)
Source: RefSeq, a predicted model, not a curated record